This is a messenger RNA of Musca domestica (house fly), 1294 nucleotides long. RefSeq names its product 26S proteasome non-ATPase regulatory subunit 14 (gene Rpn11). Bases 154 to 1080 code for a protein of 308 amino acids. The record is from RefSeq and is a predicted model, not a curated record. Gene Ontology annotation, biological process: protein deubiquitination; proteasome-mediated ubiquitin-dependent protein catabolic process. The transcript has 3 exons. Gene Ontology annotation, molecular function: metallopeptidase activity; protein binding; proteasome binding. Lineage: Eukaryota; Metazoa; Arthropoda; Insecta; Diptera; Muscidae. Gene Ontology annotation, cellular component: proteasome regulatory particle, lid subcomplex.
CAGAAACAAACAACUGUCAUCUGUCGCGUUCAUUACUUGCACAUUUGCGAAAAGUUGAUUUCUGCUGUGUUGUGUUUCAAGCUAAAUACAAAGGAAAGAAGAUAAUUCAUUAAACUUUAGAAUAAAUUUUAUAAUAACACACAAAUAAGAAACAUGGAUCGUUUAUUGCGUUUGGGUGGUGCUAUGCCGCAAGCUGCUCCACCAACUGAUGCUCCCGUUGUGGAUACUGCCGAACAAGUAUAUAUUUCCUCAUUGGCCUUGUUGAAAAUGUUAAAGCACGGUCGUGCUGGUGUACCCAUGGAAGUUAUGGGUCUGAUGUUGGGUGAAUUUGUUGACGACUACACUGUGCAGGUCAUUGAUGUCUUUGCUAUGCCACAGACGGGUACCGGUGUUUCUGUGGAGGCCGUCGAUCCUGUGUUCCAGGCGAAAAUGUUGGAUAUGUUGAAACAAACUGGUCGCCCCGAAAUGGUUGUUGGUUGGUAUCACUCACAUCCUGGUUUCGGAUGUUGGUUAUCCGGUGUCGAUAUCAAUACACAACAGUCAUUCGAGGCAUUGUCCGAAAGAGCUGUGGCCGUUGUCGUCGAUCCCAUACAAUCGGUUAAGGGUAAAGUUGUUAUCGAUGCCUUCCGUCUUAUCAAUCCCAAUAUGUUGGUUUUGGGCCAGGAGCCAAGACAGACCACCUCAAAUUUGGGCCAUUUACAAAAACCCUCCGUACAAGCACUGAUACAUGGUCUCAAUCGCCAUUACUAUUCGAUCAGCAUUAAUUAUCGCAAAAAUGAACUGGAACAGAAAAUGUUGCUAAAUCUUCACAAGAAAUCCUGGAAGGAUGGUCUAACAUUGGAGGAUUACAAUGAUCAUAGUUCGAUUAAUGAGAGUACAGUACAAGAAAUGUUAGAAUUAGCCAAAAAUUAUAACAAGUCUCUGGAAGAUGAAGAAAAAAUGACCCCCGAACAAUUGGCCAUUAAGAAUGUCGGCAAACAAGAUCCCAAACGUCAUUUGGAGGAAAAGGUCGACAAGGUGAUGCAAAACAAUAUCGUUCAGUGUCUGGGUGCUAUGUUGGACACCAUUGUCUUUAAAUGAAUCCCUGAAAAGGGGAAAGCUUAGCAUUUAAAUAACUCACACGCAUCAAGUCAUUGCGACUUUCUGCCCCCAUAUAUUUUUCUCUCUUUGCUGUAAUAUUCUUUACAUGUUAACCAUCGUGAAAGCAUUAAAAUGAAACAACCCGAAGAAACAAAAACAAACGAAACAUAACUUUGAGAAUAUUAUUUAUCAAUAAAAUAUUUUCUAAAAGAUA